AUGAUGUCAUCGAACCUUCCAUCGACCCCUCCUGCAAUACUCGCUAUUUACUUUCCGCUUCCCAUUUUCAGCUUCCAAUACACCAUCUCGCCCCUGGGGAUUACGAUCAUGUUUGGCAAUAGACGGACUGCGAAAAAACCCAAAGAGGGUUUAAUCAAUCAAUUCCAAGCGACGUUUUCUGACGUCGUCCGUCCCACUAAAAAACACAAUUCUUCUGGAUCUGCGGUCAAUGGCGACCUGAACCACACCGCCCAGAUCACCCCUAGCCUCCGAUUCACGCCAUUUCUAGAUGACCACUGUCUUCCGUCACCAAGAACGCCGGCCUACCCCAAUCAGAACUUCGGUGACUUGAAUACAAUUUAUCAUGGCCAGGCCGGAGAUCUACAUACCCCAUCUCUUGGGACAAGUCUUUUAACGCCCAAAACGCUCCUCGAACAAUUUGCAGUCACGCCUCUGCCUAGGAACACGGGUGGAAUUGCUUAUGACAACUUAGAUCCUUUGUUCUUUGCGAGAGAGCCCCAAAACACACACUGGAGUAACCCAAGCGCGGCAUACCCGCCCAGCGCCUUUGUUCACUCCAAUUUAGCCGAUGGAUUUCUCGAUGAACCCGGCGAACAACUGCUUUCAAGUGAUAUGGGUAAUCAGGAACAAUGGGACCCCCAGCAACCCAUUUCUCCACAAAAAAGCGGUAUGAAGACCGAAAGGUCUCCUAGCCACGGUCAGACCGAUCUCAGGUACCAGGUGACGCUGAACACACCGACGGCGAUGAUUCACGAUCCAAAUGAUACCCCAGUGACCUACCUCAAUAAAGGGCACACUUAUACUUUAUCGGUAGUUGAUUCAACCCCUCCCUUGACCAAUGGAUUGGUCCAGUAUCGUACCUCAGUCCGCAUAUCCUUCGAAGAGCCGGAGCAUAUAUCGAAUCCUGCUGCUUGUUGGAGCCUAUGGAAGGGGUCACGGGGCCAUGUGGGGACUCAUGAAGGUGGAAAUAUGCAUGCAGUAGAAAUGGUUGAUUUAGUGCGAGGAAAUGAAGAUCCAAGCUACCCAGUUCAUCUAGAAAGAACAUCACUAGAUGGCUUCUGUGUUACUUGGUGUGCAAAUCCCACCACGGGAAGAUCAAGCUGCAAAAUAGGGAUCCGGUUUAAUUUCCUCUCAACGGAUUUCAGUCAUUCGAAGGGUGUGAAGGGCGCCCCUCUCAGACUGUGUGCGAAGACCGAGACGGCCCUUCCCGGUACCGCUGAAUCGAGCUUUUGCCAUGUGAAGCUAUUCCGCGACCAUGGGGCUGAGCGGAAAAUGUUCAACGACGUUUCCCAGCUGAAACGGGCCAUUGAAAAACGCAAGCAAGACUUUCUCAAAGCUGAAAGUGGGGACAGCCUCGGAAAGCGAAAACGUGGGAGUCGUUCGGUCUAUACCAACGACCAGAUUCCCGAAAAGGAGCGAAAAGCCGAAUUGCAACGCCGAAUGGAUGCGGAAUUGGCAUCAAUGCAAAACAUAUUCUAUUCCAACCGACCUGUGACCACCCUUUGCCUUCCAGGUGAGCAGAAGGAUGAUCCAGAUCUUUUCCCAGUCUAUAUAGAAGACCAAACUCGAGGAACAGCGAAGAGCCAACCGCACUUGCAAAUUGUGACUCCGCCAUCCACAUCAAUCGGCACGUCCAGCAACACGUCGCAAAGCUCGGUCGAUCCCCAGCUACCCGGGACGCAACGUGAUACAGAAAGUCGAGAGCGAAAUGAGCGCAGUGGUCCUUCAAUGCAAUAUACCAGCAGUGUUGGCAGCGAUGAUCACUCGGACGUUAUAACAACAGCACACACAAGUCCCGCGGUGCCCCUGAUAUCUACCGAGGAUGCCGAAUUAGUGGAGACUGGAUCAAAGUCUAAUGCACCUGGUAAGCUGUUCUCUCAGCCAGAUCAAGAAAUCAUGCAUACUCAUAUCUGUGCAGCGAAAUGUUUUUACAUCCGCUUUCACCAGAGCGGUGUCCAGAAGGAUGACUAUCACACUGCGGUAUAUUUGACCGAGCCGACUGUGAAUGAACUGGUAGAGAAGAUCUCCCGGAAGCAAAACAUCAAUCGGGACCGUAAAGUCCACCUGAUUCACCUCAAACCAAACGGCAUGAAAGUAAUGAUUGAUGAUGAUGUUGUCGAGCGAAUUCCAAAUGGUCAGGACAUGACCGCUGAAGUGUCUGAGCUGGAGGAGUCAAACGAUACAGCUAGCAAUCGUAACUCAAUGCCUGCCAUUGAGGUUCGAUUUUCGUUUUAG
Molecule: messenger RNA, 2256 nt
Organism: Penicillium longicatenatum
Lineage: Eukaryota; Fungi; Ascomycota; Eurotiomycetes; Eurotiales; Aspergillaceae
Exons: 4
Coding region: 1-2256 (751 amino acids)
Biological process (GO): regulation of transcription by RNA polymerase II
Cellular component (GO): nucleus
Molecular function (GO): DNA-binding transcription activator activity, RNA polymerase II-specific; RNA polymerase II cis-regulatory region sequence-specific DNA binding
Source: RefSeq, a predicted model, not a curated record